Messenger RNA from Limulus polyphemus (Atlantic horseshoe crab), 2668 nucleotides. RefSeq names its product geranylgeranyl transferase type-2 subunit beta-like (gene betaggt-II). Gene Ontology annotation, cellular component: Rab-protein geranylgeranyltransferase complex. Gene Ontology annotation, molecular function: Rab geranylgeranyltransferase activity. The record is from RefSeq and is a predicted model, not a curated record. NCBI's taxonomy places the organism in Eukaryota, Metazoa, Arthropoda, Merostomata, Xiphosura, Limulidae. The transcript has 10 exons. Gene Ontology annotation, biological process: protein geranylgeranylation. Bases 97 to 1089 code for a protein of 330 amino acids.
AUGAUAAAGUGAAUUGGUAGUGUAUAAACUAGAUUUAGCUUCUUGGAUUAAGCUGAAAAUUUUGUCAACAAAAGAAUAAAUUUUACUUUUUAGAACAUGCUUACAAAGGAUGUCAUAAUUUCAGAAAACUCAACAAAACUCUUGCUUUUAAAAAAGCAUCAAGACUAUUUAUCAGCAUAUGGGGUCAAAAAAGACAAUUAUGAAUACUGCAUGACAGAAUAUCUAAGAAUGAGUGGAAUUUACUGGGGAAUGACAGCAAUGGAUUUGAUGGGAAGUUUGGAUCUUCUGGACAAACAACAGAUUCUAGAUUUUGUUCGGGAAUGUCAGCAUGUGUGUGGAGGUAUUGGAGCCAGCAAGGGUCAUGAUCCUCAUCUUCUGUAUACAUUGAGUGCUGUGCAGAUACUUACCAUCUAUGAUGCCCUUGAUGUAAUUGAUAUUUCUGGUGUGGUUGAUUAUGUGAAAAAUUUACAACAGGAAGAUGGAAGCUUUUAUGGAGACAAGUGGGGUGAAGUGGAUACCAGGUUUUCAUUUUGUGCCAUAGCUUGCUUAGCACUUUUGGGUAGGAUUGAUGCUAUCAAUGUUGAUAAGGCUGUGGAGUUUAUCUUGUCAUGUAUGAACUUUGAUGGUGGGUUUGGAUGUAAACCUGGAUCUGAGACCCAUGCUGGACAGAUUUACUGCUGCUUAGGAACAUUAGCCAUCACAGGAAACCUACAUUAUGUAAAUGCUGACCUGUUAGGAUGGUGGUUGUGUGAGAGACAGCUGCCAUCUGGUGGACUAAAUGGACGUCCAGAAAAGUUACCUGAUGUGUGUUAUUCAUGGUGGGUUUUGUCUUCAUUAAAAAUUCUGGGGAGACUACACUGGAUAGACAAGGAAAAACUUGUAAAAUUUAUCUUGGCUUGUCAAGAUGAAGAAACAGGAGGUUUUGCUGACCGACCUGCUGACAUGGUUGACCCUUUCCACACAUUAUUUGGAUUAGCUGGAUUAUCAUUGUUAGGAGAUCAGACACUCAAAGAAGUUAAUCCAGUGUUCUGUAUGCCUGAAUAUGUUAUCCAUCGUCUUGGCUGUGAUCUUCAACUAUUGAAUGUGUAAGUAAUAAAAUGAUUGGUGGGACAGAAUUAUUCAUACUGUGAAGCUCUCGUUAAUGUGACAUCAACCAUUACUAUUCCAUUAUCUCAAAAGCAGCAUGCAUUUCAUACUGUGACUUGGAUUGAAUAAACUUAAACGAGGAACUGUUCCAAAUGCUGCAAGUGAUAUGAAUGUAGUGCUACUGAAUAGAUCAUAAUAUAAUUUAUUUACGUAUCACAUUUAUAUAAACUGAGUCCUGCUACAUUUUGUUUUUCAGUUAUUAAUAAAUAGUACAUGUAGUUGGCACAUGCCAUCCCCUUAAGACAUUAUUUUUGUAUUCAAAAUAAUCUUAAAUAAUUUAAUUGGAAAUAUUAUAACUAAUUUUCUGUUUUAGUAAAUACAGCUUCCAAAAAUUUUGCACUUUCCGUAUAAUAAUCGCCGACUUAUGUCCAUGCUUGAUUAAAUUAUAAUUAUACCUGUUUGUUUAUUUUAAUCAGUGUUUAUUUUGCCUUUAUAUAAAGUACCCACUAUUAGUCCUAGUAAUAAAAAUCCUAGGGUUAGUUUUUGUCACUCUGACAAUUGUAUUUAGUUUAUGGGUGUUCUUAAGAACUAAUCAUGGAAGCACAAAAAUAAAGCUAAAAUGAAAUACUACUUUUUUCUUUUAGAAAAUGCACAAAAGACUUGCCACACCUAAAACGAAAAUUAAUACGGAAACCAUGCACAAUUUGAUCUUUUGUUUGGCAGUUCUGUGUGUGUUAACCCUUACUUACACUUUUCGUGACAUUUGGCCAUUUAACUUUUAUUCUAUACUUUUACAACACAAGAUGUACUAAUCCUAAAAAGUAAAGUUAAAUUUAGUAUAUUUAUUCAAAUUAUUUAAAAAUAAAAUAGGUAAUCUGGAAGCUUAAUUUAACAAAUGUAAUAAAUAUGUUAAAAAUGGCUGUUGCUAGCUCUACUUGGUUCUCAAAUGAUAGUUUUAUGUGUUUAGUUGGGUGCCUGGAACUAAUAUCAUUCAAGUUAUAGCACCACUGAAUAUGUCUUAGCAUCAGAACAUCACAGUCUCUCUCUAAAGACCAAAAUCAUUUUGUAAUUAUCUGUCUACCAACCAGAUGUUUAAUUUGGGUGAAAUCGUUUGGUGGUUAUGAAGUAAAAUCCAGAAGGAUUGUUCCUGUUAUUUUAGGUGCCUACAUAUAUGUAAAAUUUAGCUCUUAAAAUUUCAAAGUUUCUAGAAUUAGCUACUUUUUUUUCUAUUUUUAAAACAUAAGAUUAACCUAAUCUUUUUUUUUUUUUCAUUCUCAGUACUUCUGUAGUCAAUGUUUGUGAGAAUACUUGGCAGUUGUGGCAUAAGUCUGUGUAGUUUAAAUAAAAUCAUAAACACUGCUAAAUAUGUUACAUUCUAAGUUUCUAUCCUUAAAAAGGUUUUAUUAUUAUUAAUAUUAUGUAUUUUAAGCAGUCUAAUAAACCUGUAAACUGAGUAUGGUGCAUGUAAAUAUUAUCUCUUAGUACAUUCUAAAUAGAUGGACUAUAAUGAAAUGGAUUUUUGUAACCAACCUAUGAGGACUAUUGAUUUACUGUGGAUGAAAUAAAUAUGGUCAUCAGUUUU